GGAACAAGCGGGGCUGCAGCCGAGGGAAACACCUAACUUACCUUUGUGUGGAAGAGAGAUUAUUUAGGAUCGAGCCCUCUUAAGUGCAAUCAAAGUGGAGACAUGAGGAUUUAGCUUGAAGGUGAUAAAACAUUUUCUUCAGAAAUAAAAGUGAUGUCUUCGUAAGGGUGAUAGUGACCGCUGGGAGGACGCUACAUACCCUAAAAGAUGUAGGAGAUUGUGAGGUGAGAGCCGUGAUGAAUGUGCUCUUCACAGAGCAUGUAGAGGGAUGUGCGCCUAUCCUCCAAGGGCUGUGGGAGUCUGUGAGACCAGAGCAGAAAGAGAUCCUGCUCUCGCCUUACCUGCCUGCGUCCUACGCCUUCUUGACGCACGUCCUGCUCUGCGCACCUUUCCUGGCGCUGGACGCGCUGGGAAGCGUCUGUCAGCGCGUCCGCUCGUGGAGGAUCACGGCAGGCUCGGGUCCGCCGCCGUCGCUCCGGCGAUGGUUUGACUGUUUUUGGAGGGUGCUGUACAGAUACCUGACCACCGUCCUCCCCGCCACCGCGCUGUUUCACUUACUGAGGAGCCCCGUGUUACCGGAGCUGGCUCCAUCCUGCUGGCAGCUCUUUGUGGAAGUCUUCGCAUGUCUACUGCUUUUUGACACACUCUUCUUUAUAUGGCACUUCGUCAUGCACAGGGUUCCCUGGCUCUACCGCAGCACCCACCAGCUGCACCACCAGCACCACGUACCCUUCGCACUGGCAGCUCAGGACAGCAGCUCACUGGAGCUGUUAUCUCUGCUGCUGCUGGCUCUGAGCAGCGCCUGGGUGGUGGGCUGCCAUCCUCUGAGCGAAGCCUUCUUCCACCUCAUCAACAGCUGGCUGGCGGUAGAGGACCACUGUGGAUAUGACCUGCCCUGGGCUCUACACAGACUGCUGCCCUGUCUGGGAGGAGCUCCCUGCCACCAAGCCCACCACUCUCUCCACAAUGUCAACUAUGCCCCCUACUUCACCCACUGGGACCUCCUCUUUGGCACAUACCGCGCAUCAGCACAGUUUUUACGUCCAGAGUGACAAAACUGUUGCACAAAGCAAACUGAGGAUUUAUUAAAUUCCAGCAAAGCUGUCAAGUGAAGGAUAUUUUCUGCACAUUUUGUUUGGUCCUGAUCAGCCUUUCAUUCUUUAUGAGGGAUAAUUGAUCCCUCAGUUUACAGCAAACCAUCCACUGUCAUUUCAGUCAGGCAUCCUACAGUGUCAAGACAAAGUGAGACUUGUGACCAAAAUAUGCCUUUUGUGAUAAAAAUGAUUGAAAUCUGUAAAAUUCUGUAAACAAGACAACAUAUGUUAUGUUUCUUUGUCAAUUAUCUGUGAAUUCACUGAUGAACAAACAUUGUGUUCACAUGCCACCAUAAAGAUGUGAAAGCCAACAAUGGCCUUUGUAACGCUCAUAUCUACAGCUGCUCUGCAUCAAGUGAAUGCAGCACGAGAUGAGGAGAGAGCAGGGAUGACAUAAUAAAUCAAGACAAUGAAACAAUGGACAAACUCCUGAACCAAUGUGCAUUUGAUUUGCCUUCGUGGCAUGAGAGUGAUUCUAAAUGGAUUCAUAUGCUUUCAUUUUGUAGGCGUGAAGCAGAUAAUACAUGACCGACUUGUUUUGGUGAGUGCUGAUCAUAGAUGGAGGAAACACUACAAAUCUGAGCAGAUGUCUGCAGAUAUUCACACAUUCCAGGCUUCUCUACAAACUGGUUAAAAGGAAAGGGAAGUUUGAUGCCACCCUCAAGUCGGUACACUUUAAUGGAAGCUAAAACCAACAACCAGUUAGCUUAGCACAAAGAGUGGAAAUGGGAAAACAGCUAACCUGGAAGUGAUGACACCUAGCGAAGACUUAGUUCAUCAGAUGAAGCAUAAAACAACAAAUUUGUGUACAGAAAAUAUAAAAAGAUAUAGAUAUAUAAUGUGUUAAUACUUGAGCUUAAGGCCCUGGCAGGUGGAUCUUUAUCCCCACUUACAGCGAGCAGCAAUACCUCCGGGCCUGAAAAUGGAGCCAAUGUGGAAGUGCCAAAAACUGCAGUUUCUAGAAUGGCCACUUGAGGCUGGCCCCAAAGACCCCCAUAUUAAAAUCCCCAACUUUACAGCAAAAAAUAAACAUGUUUACAGGCUGGUCCAAAAAAAUAACAAGACAAACAAAACAAAAUACUCAAAGCAGCUCUUCCCUUGAACAUGCAUAACUUUGGGCUUUAAUAAAAUAUAAACAGGUAAGUGGUAUAAAAAUCCACCCCCCUACAGUUGUCAUAAAUGGCUAAAUUAGCUAUAGCGACUGAAACCAUUUUUGUACCAGGCUGUAAACAUGUUUAUUUCUGCUGCAAAGUUGGGCAUUUUCACAUGGGAGUCUAUGGGGAUUGACUCGCUCUUGAAGCCAGCCUCAAGUGGCCAUUGAAGGAACUGCAGUUUUUGGCACUUCAGCAUUGUCUUCAUUUUUCAGCCCUGGAGUUGCCACUUGUGCAAAUCCUAAAUAUUUCAGUGUAACAGUCUACAAUGUAAGAGUAUUGUAAAUAUUUAAGAUGAACAUUCCUCUUUGAGCCAGAUGUGUUGUACAAUUUGUGCCGUGUAUACUUGGUGAGUAUAUUGUAAAAAGUUUAUUGUAUUCACUGUUGUAUUUGGGCAUUUAAACAUGAGAAAACAUAUGAAAGCAACAAGACAUGGCUUUGUUGUUUUGUUGUUGGCCUCAGGUUCAGGUUUCUGCUUUGCUGCUGUGGUUGGUGAUUUGUGUUCC
Messenger RNA from Epinephelus moara (kelp grouper), 2751 nucleotides. It is a transcript of the gene ch25hl3, whose product is annotated as cholesterol 25-hydroxylase like 3. The coding region runs from base 237 to 1052 and encodes 271 amino acids. The transcript is spliced from 2 exons. The record is from RefSeq and is a predicted model, not a curated record. NCBI's taxonomy places the organism in Eukaryota, Metazoa, Chordata, Actinopteri, Perciformes, Serranidae. Gene Ontology annotation, molecular function: C-4 methylsterol oxidase activity; iron ion binding; steroid hydroxylase activity. Gene Ontology annotation, biological process: sterol biosynthetic process; cholesterol metabolic process.